AAGGAUGAUUGGUGGAAAGGUCGAUGUAAUGAUCGUGAGGGAAUAUUUCCUGCCAACUACGUUCAGAAAUGUGAAACUCCAGUGGGUGCUGCGAUCCCAAUACUUUGUCGUGCUAGGGCAGUAGCUGACUUCGAUGCGACCGCAGCUAACCAACUCACUCUAAAAACUGGCGACAUUGUAUCAGUACGCGAAAAAAGUUCCACUGGAUGGUGGGAAGGUGAAAUAGUACGAGAUGGGCAUACUCAGGCUGGAUGGUUUCCAGGCGACUAUGUCACGCCCAUUCCUGUGAGUUUUUCUCAUUUGAACACCUUUCUUCUGGCAGAAGAUCUGCGUUCUUUUUCUUUGAAAAUUGGGAUGUGGAGUUCCCAUAUGUGCAGGAUACUCGAUUCAAGAUAA
Molecule: messenger RNA, 396 nt
Organism: Cylicostephanus goldi
Lineage: Eukaryota; Metazoa; Nematoda; Chromadorea; Rhabditida; Strongylidae
Source: the annotation of a GenBank genome assembly